AUGUUCCCCUACAAAACCAACCGACGCGGCAGCCGUUCAGGUGACCGCGAAGAAAACCCGUUCGCAAACACCCAAAUGUCGCGGUCCAGAAGCUCAUCUCUGUAUGGUGGAGGAGCACCACGUCCAAACACAUCUCACGGGCACAGACCACAGACAGCAGGUCGUCCACACACGUCGCAUACCCACUCGACCAGCGUCAACUCAUUUCCAGCCUUCAACAACGGAUACAUGGGCGGUCUUGGAUCGGGGUCCCCUGCAGGUGGUAAGCCAGCGUACAAGAGCCAUCAUCGCUCGUCCACGUUGCGGGACGUGCGUGAUUUGGAGCCCGAGACUAUUGAGCCUCCCUCUUCGGCGUGGUCGGCGUUAGGAGCUCUCAGAGAACGUAUCAGACGUCUCAACAUGGAGUCUGAGAUGGAGGGAGAUGAUGAGAACUCCGAAGACUCGGCAGGCACCGAAACGGAACAGGAGGGAGUCUCCAGAGCAGAUGGAGACACGUCGUUUGCAUCAAACGAGUCCAGCGAAUCGUGCGAGUCCAUAGAGUCGGAAAUGGAGCAUCAGAGAGCCCAUAUACAACAACCUCUGCAAACUCAACACACUGGGCAGUCCACUAUGUCCAACUUUGAUCACUCGGAGGACAUGAUUGACAUUGAAAUGUCGCUGAACCGAUUGAAGAAUUUGGAUGCAGAUCUCUACGAGUCCUUGUAUACCAUGUACGAGGAGAUGACUGCCCUGUGCCACUUACCAGGCCAAUCUGGCCUCUCAGAAGGCAUCUCAAACAAUUUAGUGGCUCUUUCCUCCUUCGUCAAGAUCCUCGAGAAGAAACUAGAGAUCCAUGCCAUCAAGAGAACCAACCGAAGAAGUGUCAUUGGUGUUGUUAGUCCUCAGGGAUACAGCUCUAGCAGCCCCUACCAGAGUCCCUACACCCAACAACAGAUACCGCCGUCUCAACAACAGCAGUAUGCUCCUCAAUUCGUGCAGCCCCCCCCACAACAUCCGACCACUCCCCGGAUGCCCCGGUCGUCGUCGUUGAGAUCUGUUACUCCAGCCACGCCCUCAGAACUCGGAACUCCUAGCUACGCUAGACGCCUUGCUGCCCACAAUAGACGGCAGAAGAGCAUGAGCAUGAGCCCAGACUUUUAA
Messenger RNA from Yarrowia lipolytica CLIB122, 1140 nucleotides. RefSeq lists its product as uncharacterized. NCBI's taxonomy places the organism in Eukaryota, Fungi, Ascomycota, Dipodascomycetes, Dipodascales. The record is from RefSeq and is a predicted model, not a curated record.